This is a messenger RNA of Vicia villosa (hairy vetch), 1696 nucleotides long. RefSeq lists its product as uncharacterized. Gene Ontology annotation, cellular component: U5 snRNP. The record is from RefSeq and is a predicted model, not a curated record. The coding region runs from base 102 to 1232 and encodes 376 amino acids. Lineage: Eukaryota; Viridiplantae; Streptophyta; Magnoliopsida; Fabales; Fabaceae. The transcript is spliced from 10 exons.
AAAUAAAAAAAGAGAAGAAGGGAGAAAUGAGAACAAGGAAAGUUCGCCACCGUUUGUUUAGAAGCUGAAAGUGUUGAGCCGCUUCUUCAUCGGAAGCUUCAAUGUCAGGAGGAGGACCAUCUCGCUCCGCCGGUAAACGCCCCCGUCAGGAAGACGACGACGACGACAAUCCCAAUCAAAACCUACCAGCAAAGAGGGAGAGGUUUCCAAAGAAAAAGAAAGGGAAGCAAGUAGAUGUAGUAGUGGAGAAAGUGAUUACUGAGGAGAAUGUGAAUGAUUUGUCCAACCCUAUUGUUGCUGCGAAAGAGAGGGUGAAACGCAGGAAUCAAAUUACUGCUGAGCUUCUCAGUGAGGAGAAUGGAGGUGUCUCAAUAUCGGCUGCUGAAGUGACUUAUGAGGAUAAUGAAGAUUUUGUUGAUGAUGGAAUUCAAAUUGAGCCUUUCAACCUAGAUAAAGAAAGGGAAGAAGGUUAUUUUGAUGCGUCCGGAAAUUUUGUUGAAUAUGUAAGAGAAAAUGAGAUUAAGGAUGCAUGGCUUGAUAAUGUUGAGGUUGAUCCUAGAUAUGCUGCAUUAAGCUCUGCAACAAAAAAUGAUGAAGAGGAGGAGGAGGUCCAAGAACUUUCUUCUAAAGAUGUGGCAAUCAUGAAGAGGCGCAUUGCAGAUGUUCUUGAGUCAGAGGAAACAGUCUUACAAUGUUUGAGAAGGUUAAAAGGUAGCGGUGAUAGAAAGACAAAAAUGUCCGGUGAGACUAAGAUUGUGUUUGACCAGCUAACCGAGGAUGCUUCCAAGCUUAUGGAGAAUGGUGAAUACAAUGUUUAUCAUGAAAGUAAAGAGGUUUUUGAGCGCGAAGCAGAAGGAUAUGAGAAAUUAGCCAGGGCAAGAGGAGAAGGCACAUCCACGGACACUCCAAAUCCACCUUUGGCUAGUGCUGAUGAUUUUGAUAUGUUUGCUGAUGACGAUGAGCAUGCUGCCGCUGAACCAUCUACAGUUGAAAAUAAUGCAGUUAGUGAACCACCAUCAGAUGCCAUUAAUUCUGGUACAGAGGGCGGAGCUUUGCAGAGUGAUUAUGUGUAUGAUGAAUCUUCUGGGUAUUAUUACAGCAGCAGUUUGGGCUAUUAUUAUGAUCCAAAUACAGGGCUUUAUUGCUCUGCAGAAUCAGGGAAAUGGUACUCAUUUAAUGAGGAGACUGGCGCCUACGCCGAAGUUAACGAGGUUGCAUCCAAUUUGAGUUGAGGGACCUGUUUCAGAGUGGUACAGACAAUUUAUAGCAUACUCACAGUCGGUGUCUUCCAGUGGCAUUUGUACAGACAGUAGCAUUAUUGAUCUUUUUGCAGAUACUUGUAUGCGGGGCACUUUGUACUUGUUUAGGUGCUGCUCCAGAUGUUUUUCUUCUGCCUUUACCUCUUUAAGGUUGCUGAUGUGUAAUGGCUAAAAACUCACCUAAAUUACACUUUCCCGUUGCCAUUUCAAUGGAAAAAAAACCUUAUUAUGGUUCUGGAUGUAGCUUGGAAAACCCUAUGACUGCAGAAACAAAAAUAGCAGUUGUCUGUUUACGCAUCAAAUUCCUAAUCUGUUUAAGUUCAAGUGUUAUUACAUAAGCUGAUUAAUCACUCUUUCUUAGUGUGAAUGUAUUAUGCAUUAUUAUUACACCAUGUAUUCUCUCACUGCCAUUGUUAAAUAUUAGACAGUAAAACAAA